Molecule: messenger RNA, 1494 nt
Organism: Didymodactylos carnosus
Lineage: Eukaryota; Metazoa; Rotifera; Eurotatoria; Philodinida; Philodinidae
Source: the annotation of a GenBank genome assembly
AUGUCGAAUGUUUUUUAUUUUUCAAUUUCUACUUAUUAUUUAAUAUUUUUUAAUUUUUGUACAUUUAUUCAAUAUUCAUUAUUAAUUUCAAAUUAUAAAUUUUCAUCUUCAACAACAUUACAACGUUUUUUAUUCGAUGAACAAACGCAAACAAUUAUUGUUGCAUCAAACGAUCGUUUAUAUAAAUUACAUUCAUCAAAUUUAUCCAUACUUACGGAAAUUGAUACAUCAUCGACAUCUUCUACUACAGAAUUGUGUACCACCAUAAUAACCCGAGGAAAUAUAACAACAUCCUAUAUCAAUACUAAUCCUCUAAAUUAUUUAUCAAUUAAUUCAUAUUUAUUCAAUAAUCAAACAACGAUUAAUUCAACUUACAAUCAAUUAUUAUUAUUAACACCAUCUAAUGAUUUACUCGUAUGUUCAACAUCGAAUCGUGGUCUAUGUCAAAUACGUUCAUUAUCAAAUUUAACAAUUAUUGAAAAUUCAUCAUCUAGAAUUGUCUCUACAAAUAUUCACUAUUCAUCAUUUAGUUUUAUUGGAAAUGAUUCUAUUUUAUAUACAGCUGUUACAUAUGAUUCAUCAUGUGAUUCACUCUAUGAAAUUCCAGCAUUAUCUGGACGAUCAUUAUCGAAACAAUCGUCAACAUUUUUAAAAAUAUUUAAUCAUUUUUCAAAUGAUUUACAUAGUAGUUCAUAUUCAUUACGUUUUGUUAAUAAUCGAAUAGCUAGAGAAUUUCCAGUACAUUAUCUCUAUGGUUUUGAUCAUCGAUUAUUUACCUAUUUUUUAACAAUUCAAGAAUUAGAUAUACAACAACAACAACAACAUUAUUAUAAUCAUUAUUCGAGAACAUCAUCAUCACAAAAUGGUGGAAAAAAAUUAUUAACAAAAUUAAUUCGUUUUUGUCAAAAAGCACAACAAGCACCAAUUAAAAGUUAUGUUGAAUUACCAAUAACAUGUAAAUCGGCAUCAUCUAUCUAUUAUCCGUAUUUAAUUAGUGCUUAUUUGGUUAAAGAUGAUGAUAAUUCAAGAUUAUAUGGUGUAUUUAGAAAUACGACAACAUCGUCAACGACUAAUACAUCACAUGCUGUUUGUGUAUUCUCAAUGAAAUUAAUACGAGAAAAUAUUUUUCAAACAAUAAAAAAUUGUGUGGUCGAUGGUAAUGGACAACGAGGUCUUAGUUUCAUUAGUCCAGAUACACAUUGUUUACCAAAUAAAGUAAGUAUUUGCGUAAAAUCCCUAUUGAAUACUAAUAUUUCUCUCACAAUGGAACGGUUUGUACUGUCAAGCCGCUUUCAUGUUCGGAGCAUGUGUAUUAGAUAGAUCCCGGUGAAGCAUAAAAAAACCCAAAAGGCUAUGUGCUGAUGGGUCUUCCCUCCAGAGUUACAGUCAUUAUACUGGAAUUUUAGCCUAUUGCAUGGUAUCUACCAAAAACACUAAUCACGAUAUUUCGACCUGAAAUUUUGCCCACAAGUAGGCCUACUUGUAACUAGAAUG